Molecule: messenger RNA, 396 nt
Organism: Kickxella alabastrina
Lineage: Eukaryota; Fungi; Kickxellomycota; Kickxellomycetes; Kickxellales; Kickxellaceae
Product: HIT-like domain-containing protein
Exons: 2
Coding region: 1-396 (131 amino acids)
Biological process (GO): nucleotide metabolic process
Molecular function (GO): catalytic activity
Source: RefSeq, a predicted model, not a curated record
AUGGCAUCCAAGCUAGCUGCCGAGUGCCUUUUUUGCAAAAUUAUCAGAAGCGAAAUCCCAUCGUUCAAAAUCCACGAGACCGCCCACAGCUUUGCCUUCCUCGACAUCGGACCUUUGUCCGAGGGACAUGCACUGGUAAUCCCAAAGUACCAUGCUGAGAAGAUGCACGAGCUCCCCGAUGAGUUUUUGGCUGAUGCAAUGCCUGUGGCAAAGAAGAUCGCUAACAACGGCAGGCUGGCGCACCAGGAGGUCCCCCAUGUUCACUUCCACAUCAUCCCAAAGCCCAAUGAGGAGGAGGGCCUGGCCAUCGGCUGGCCUACCAAGAAAGCCGACUUUGAAAGGCUGAAGGAACUCGCGGGUAGCCUGAAACUUAAGGACAUCAAAAACGUGGUGUAG